UGUGAAUGUCGGCUAGCUUAUACAGAGCGCGGGCGGUCAAAGUACUUCCAACUAUCGCCACUUUACUUUGCCGUGGCAGUCGUUGCCGGUCUCCACGGUGGGGGUGUUAAACUCUUGUUUUCAUGAACUGCAUCUGGGCCACGCAUCCCUCCAGAUGUCCCCCGGAGCCCGUCGUUGCUAAUAUGUCAGGGCGGCCGAGCAACGGUUUCCACUGGCGCUCUGUUAUGAUGGCUGCGAGCUAACAGGCUAGCUUGGGCUGUUAGGCGGAGUAAGUCGGGGCUUGAUGCUACCGUAACGGAGGGGGAGGGGGGGCGACCAUUACGCCGAUCAUUCUUCCCAGACAGCUCGCCGGGGCUCCGCGGUGAGGCCACCCGACAGCCGCGGCGUCGCCUACCAAGACGAGGAACCUCCCAGGAUGUCACAAUAGCAAUCUACACCCAGCGGAUUACUCAUCAUGCCGCUUGAAAUCGUGGAAUGUUUUCCUUCGCAAGAUAAUGCGCGUCGCGCCGCGCUCGUGCCGCGGAGAUCUUGAGCCCCGACACCGCGAUCUCUCCCUCCGCCGUCGUUCUCGGAUGCCUCAUCUCCCAUACGUCUUCCGCUAAUACGUGAACUAUGCGUCCGGUGGCCGCGUCGCUGCGGUAAACGUUAAGCGUGCGCUGGUGCGAACAGAGAAGAAGAAUAAGAAAAAAAAAACCACGAAGAAGGAUAGCCCCCCCCCCCCCCCCCUCCAGCCUCACCUCCCCGUGGGACGGGAUAUCUAAAACAUGGCCUCAGUUUGGAAGAGACUGCAACGUGUGGGGAAGCACGCCUCCAAAUUCCAGUUCGUGGCGUCCUACCAGGAGCUGAUGGUGGAAUGCACCAAGAAAUGGCAACCAGACAAACUGGUGGUGGUUUGGACGCGCAGGAGUCGGCGGAAAUCUUCCAAGUCUCACGGCUGGCAGCCUGGCAUCAAAAAUCCCUACAGAGGUGUGGUGGUGUGGCCUGUACCAGAGAACAUUGAAAUCACAGUCACUCUCUUUAAGGACCCUCACGCAGAGGAGUUUGAAGACAAAGAGUGGACGUUUGUCAUUGAAAACGAGUCUCCGUCGGGCCGUCGUAAGGCCUUGGCCACCAGCAGCAUCAACAUGAAGCAGUACGCCAGCCCCAUGCCCACGCAGACCGACGUCAAGCUCAAGUUCAAGCCGCUGUCCAAAAAGGUGAUGUCGGCCACGCUGCAGUUCUCCCUCUCCUGCAUCUUCCUGCGGGAGGGCAAGGCCACCGACGAGGACAUGCAGAGCCUGGCCAGCCUGAUGAGCAUGAAGCAGGCCGACAUCGGCAACCUGGACGACUUCGAGGAGGAGAACGAGGACGAUGAGGAGAACAGGGUCAACCAGGAGGAGAAGGCGGCCAAGAUCACAGAGCUGAUCAACAAGCUGAACUUCUUGGAAGACGAGGACAGCGAGACACACCCGACCAUGCACGCCAACCCUUUCGACGAGCACCUUCCCGAGGACAACCACCUCAACCCGUUCGGCGAUCCCGACGAGGACGAAACGCCCGAGCAACUGCCGGCCUCGCGGGUCAACGAAUCCUUCUACAACGCCUCCAACCCGUUUGACGAGCCCACGGAGGAGCCAGGCGAGCCGACACCGGGGAACCCCUUUGAAGAGCCGGAGCAAGAUGGAGCCGAUGCCAAACCAGAACCGGAGCCCCCCAAGGCCCGACCCAGGAAAGGGGUGCGACCGGUGGACAUGAGCAAGUACUUGUACGCGCACGUCGGACAAAAUGACGACGAGGAGCUCGAUGAGUCCAAUCCGUUUUAUGAGCCCAGGACGACAGUCACGCCGAGCCCGGCUCUGCCGGACGUUGACGUCAGCCAGAUGAGGAACGCUCCUGCGCCACCAGGCUCGUCGGGCCCCGUCCUCGGUACCGCCGCACCCGCUCCCAGAACCGGCCCAGACGGGGAGAAGAAAACCUUAGGAGUUGGUCCCGGUCCGGUGGCGGCGGUCGUGGGGAGAGAUCUGGCCUCCUCAUCCCCAAAGCCCAGCCCGAUCCCGAGCCCGGUCCUGGGUGGCAAGCCCAACGCCAGCCAAUCCCUGCUGGCCUGGUGCCGCGAGGUGACGCGCAACUACCGCGGGGUGAAGAUCACCAACUUCACCACGUCCUGGAGGAACGGCCUGGCCUUCUGCGCGCUGCUGCAUCACUUCAGGCCCGACACCAUAGACUUCAAGUCGCUCAAUCCUCAGGAUAUUAAAGAAAACAACAAAAAGGCAUACGACGUGUUCGCCAGCCUGGGCAUCUCGCGCCUGCUGGAGCCGUCGGACAUGGUGCUGCUGGCCAUUCCCGACAAGCUGACGGUGAUGACCUACCUCUACCAAAUACGGGCCCACUUUUCGGGCGAGGAGCUCAACGUUGUCCAGAUAGAGGCCAACAGUAGCCGCAGUACGUACAAGGUGGGCGACUUCGAAACCGACACCAACGCCUCCAUCGGACAGGACAGGUUCUACGCCGAGCUCAACGACGUGCAGCCGCAGCUCAUCGACGACGCGAAAUCCGGCGGCUCCAAAACCGUAGAAGCGAAGGUUGAAAUCGUAGCGCCGUCGGCCGGAACGCAAACGGCAGCGCCUCCGCUGUCCUCACCUCCUGUCCGGCCGGCCAACGUGACCUUGUCGGGGUCCCCUCUCCUGAAAGGGAAAACCUUGGACCUUUCCGACCUACCGCAGAAGCCGGACCCCGAAGGACUGCAGCAAAGGAGCCCGCCCGUCGCGGAAACGGGGUCGUCUGCCGCCCCGGCGGGAGUCCACACGUCCUCCGUCUCGCCGACUCAUCAGAAACUGGGCUUCUCGUACAACAGGGACGCCGACCUCAUCAAGAAGAAGCGGGCCAGCCUGCGUCACUCUGAGUCGGAGCCCACGUCGGACACUGGCGCGCCUCUCAACCACACCGAGCCGCAAACCAAGCAGGAACCGCCGCCCGCCCCCGUUUCAAGUCCUCCUGCCGAGAAGAAAGCCUUGUCCCGCCAGGAAGAGCUGAAGGAGCGAGCCCGGCUGCUGCUGGAGCAGGCCCGCCGCGACGCUGCCAUGAAGGCGGGCAACAAGAGCAUCCCCAACGCGGGUGUUGCCGCCACGCCCGGGAGGGGCGCCAACGUCUGCGAUGAAAGGGACGCCGAGCGCCGGCGGCAGUUGCGCGAGCGAGCCAGGCAGCUGAUCGCAGAGGCUCGGUCCGGAGUCAAAAUGUCCGACAUGAGUUUGGACGUGUUUAAGGGCGGCAAGGCUCCCGAUCUGGCUGGAGACAUGUUGGAUGAUGGAGAGGAGGGUUGCCAUGGCGACAAAGGCUUUUAUGCUAAAAAGAGUGAGAAGUUCAGCGCGGAGGGCGACACUGUUGACAGCGCCGCUGCCUCUACGUCCGCCCUGGCUAUUAACCCGCUGGAGGGCCCCCUCCCGGCUCCACCCGGCUGCAGCCAGGGGCCCCCGGAGCUUACUAACCCCGGCUCUGAGCUAACAUCCUCGGGAGCAAACAGCAAGCACGUAGACCUGAAGCUGAAGAAGCUGAGUGAGGUCAGACCCGGCGCCCUCCAUGCCAACGCCAGCCCUUCCUCCCCGUCCUCCUCCUCCUCUUCUUCCUCCUCGACACCCACUGCCACCUCCUCCUCCGCCUCCCCGCUCAGCCCGACAGAAGGAGCGAAUAACGCGGAGCAGCUGCGAGCAGAGCGACUGCGCCGCGCCACCGAGCGGCUGCGCAGCCCUGUGGUCUUCAACAAGGACUCUGCGGUCAGGAAGACCCAGCUCAAGUCCUUCAGUCAGUACGUGGACAACAGACCAGAGGUGAAAAGACAAAAGUCUGCUUGUGAGGACCCGAAGAAGGCCGAGGAGGACGACUGGUCGCGCUCGGGGAUUGACAUCCUUCGACUGUUUGAGGAAGAGAAGGCGUUCAAAGACACCAGCCAGUAUGUGGUGGGUGAGCUGUCGGCGCUGGAGAGCGAGCAGCGGCACAUCGACGCCCGGGCGGCUCGCGUGGAGAAGAGGCUGCGCUAUCUCAUGGACACAGGCAACAACAAGGAGGAGGAGGAGGCCAUGAUGCAGGAGUGGUUCAUGUUGGUCAACAAGAAGAACGCGCUCAUCAGGAGACAGAACCAACUCUCCAUGCUGGAGAAGGAGCACGACCUGGAGAGACGCUUCGAACUCCUCAACAGAGAGCUCAGAGCCAUGCUGGCCAUUGAAGACUGGCAGAAGACGGAAGCCCAGAAGCGCCGCGAGCAGCUGCUGCUGGACGAGCUGGUCCUGCUGGUCAACAAGCGGGACGCGCUGGUCCGGGACCUGGACGCCCAGGAGAAGGAGGCCGAGGAGGAGGACGAGCACCUGGAGCGGACGCUGGAGCGGAACAAAGGCAAGAUGGCCAAGAAAGAGGAGAAGUGCGUCCUUCAGUGACGACGACGACGACGCAGCGACGUCAAGAGCGACGAGAACAAAAGCGGCGGACGACGUGUGCGGCGGCAGCAGCGUUAUUUUAUUUUCAUUUGAUUUUUUUUCAUCUAAUUCCACGCUUUAAAAGCAGGCGGUACUUUUAUAGGAGUUUUACGGUUGUCGUGAUGUAAAUGGUAACGCUCCACACGCAAAAAUGUCUUGGUUUUUCUUCUUAAAAAGAAAGAGGAAAAUCUUGUUUUUAUCUUUUUAUUUCAUUCACUUGACAACUUUUUACUGUAAAAUAUCUUGAAUUGUUCGUAACUGCAAUUGUUUUUUUUUCUUCUUAAAAGCAGUUUACCAAAAAGAAAAACAUUUUUCCACAAAAAAACCGUCUUUAAUUUUUUUCAGCAUAAAAGCUUGCAAGUUUGCUUUUUUUUUCUCUUCAAGUCAUGCAGUCAAAGUGAACAAAUAUAAUAUAUUUAUUGUCCUAUAAGCUGCUUGUAUGUGAAACUGCCAUCACUUUUUUUCCCUCCUCAUUUUGAAUUCAUAUUUAUUGAGAUUUGCUUCCACAUAUUUUCUUCUACGAGCUCUCCGUUUUAUUUAUUCCACUGGCUUCAAGAGCAACCUUCAAUAAAGUCCUUGUACAUUUCAUAUUCCACAA
This is a messenger RNA of Syngnathoides biaculeatus (alligator pipefish), 5043 nucleotides long. RefSeq names its product EH domain binding protein 1 (gene ehbp1). Bases 765 to 4406 code for a protein of 1213 amino acids. The record is from RefSeq and is a predicted model, not a curated record. Gene Ontology annotation, molecular function: protein binding. The transcript is spliced from 25 exons. NCBI's taxonomy places the organism in Eukaryota, Metazoa, Chordata, Actinopteri, Syngnathiformes, Syngnathidae.